AUGAAGGGUAUAUCGGGGCGUGUGCGGCUGCUGCUGCAGCUGCUGCUGCUGCUGUAUGUAGCAGCAGCAGCCGCUCCGAGUCUUUCUCUUGAAGAGGUACCUGUAGAGGUUGGAGUAGAAACUGUUGAGGCAGUAGAACCAGCAGAGGGUUCAUUAGAAGAAUCAGCAGCAUUACUAGGAGGUGCAUCAGGAGCACCAAUAGAAGGAGGAAGUGUGGGGUCUUCUCACCGCCCCCGAUCCCGACGAUCCUCUCGAUCCCCUUCAUCUGUAAUUAGAUUAAGUGGAGGGAGAAGAACUGGUAGCAACCGCAGCACAUCUCCGAGCAGCAGCAUGCGCAGCAGCAGCACAGCUAACAGCAACAAGAAAUCUUGGCUGUCUACACUUGCAGGUUAUGUGUCAACAAUUGUCUUAGGGGUUUUACUUGCGUAUGUCUUAUUAGCAGAGCGGCGUGCUGCUGCUGCUGCUGCUAUACAGGAAAGAGAAGCAGAGCAAGGAGAAGCAGCAGAAGAGAGUCGUAAAGCAACAGAAAAAGCCAUAGAGAGAGAAACAGAGUAUUGCAACAGCGCUAAAGAGGAGAUCGAUAGAGUUGAGGCAGAAACAGCAGCAGCAACAAAGCUGCUGCAGCAGCUGCAAAGCAGAACAGAUGCAUUAAUGGCCAGAGCAGCAGCAGCAUCUCUAGAAGAAAACACAAGAGGAGACGAGGAGCUAGAUGCUGUAAGAGAACGGAUGCAGAAAGCAUUAACAGAAAGAUAUGCGGCGCACUUAGGUGUAGAUAUGAUGACAGCUUUGCAGGGAGUAGAUGAUGAAGCUGCAGCAGAAGCGCUGCUGCGGGAGCUGCAGCAAGAAACUAAGCUCCUUGAAGAAGAAGACAAGCGUAUUGAAGAUACAGUAGAACGGCUGCAGAAGUCAGAGACAGUAGAGGAGGUCCUUCAAGCCAAACAAGAGCAGCUGCAACGUCUUCUAGACUUAGUAAGUCAAAGCCGUAGUGAAGUAGAAGCAUUAGAGCAAGAAGUAAAAGCCGAAGAAGCAGCAGCAGGUGGCGACUCUGCUGAAGCAAAAGAAGAGUCAAAAAAGCUUGAAGAAGACAUCAAAGAGCUUGAGGAAGAGCUGCAGGUGCUGAAGGAACAGCUGCAUCAGCAAGAGAUUUACGAGUCUCUAAGCCCUGAGCAGAAGGAGUUAGUAGAUGCUAUACGAGCUGCUGACAAAGAGAAGGAAGCGCUUGAAGAAGAAUUAGAGCGUACAAGACAAUCCCCUAGUUUGUUUUUAUUUAGAAAAGUAGCUCUUGAAGACGGCAUGGAAGAUUUACAGAAAAAUGCACCCUUCAUAAAUACUCUUAUUACUCCUCCUCAACCCUCUCCUGACGAUGUCGAUCCUCUAGUUCUUGAACAAAAAUUGAGCCAACUAUAUCCUGAAGAACAGAGGCUAGUAGACGCAAAACGAGAUGUGGUGCAGGCAUCAGAGAGACUGCAAACCGUAGAAGCAGAGAUUGAAGUAGAUAAAGCAAGGACUGAAGAUGUAGAAUUAGCAAGGGCCUUAUGCGAUUUAUUGAGAGCAAAGGCAUCUAUUACAGAAGACGAAAUGAGGGAGGCGGGAGCUCUAGAUUUUGCAAAGAAAGUAGCAGAAAGUGCAGCAGCAGCAGCAGAAGGAAAGCCGCAGAGUAUCAAAGAUAUUACAGGGAUUAUGACGGACCCUGAGCCUCUUCGUCUUGCUAAAGAUUUGGCAGCAGCAGCAGAGAGGAGCUGGCUGGACAGCCAAGAGAGAAGGCUAUUAUUAUUUGAAACUAAAAAUGAAUUAGAGGGUAUGUUAGUGGAAGCUAGGGAAGCAACAGAAGAAGCAGAGAGAGCUGUUGAACGCUUAGAAACGAUGCUAGAGAAAAGGAUGAAGAUGCCAGAGGCUGAAGCAUUUGCUCGUAUGGAUCGUGAUUCUAGGAUGUUAGGUGGUAUUGGUCGUGCUGUGAGAAGAUUAAAAUCUAAGUACUCCAACUUUACGAAGGAAAUGUUUGAUCCCUUCGAUCCUGAGGUCUCUACACAUCUUAUCUGGAGUAGGCAUUUAGAGGAAGAGGUGGAUGAUGUAAUUGUUGCUACUAGAAUGUUUGAAGGGAUUGUAGGCGAUAUGCGGUAUGCUAAGGUGCAUGUAGAUAGCUCUAUUUGGAAGCAGAAGCUUACUGAGUCUCUUCAGGAGAAGACGCCUCAAGAGUUGUUUACUAUAAUAUCGGAAGGCUUAUCUUCUCCCUUUCACAGACAAUAUGUAGAGGCGAGAUGGGGAGAUAUACAAACGGACUUAGUAGGGACGAAAAUUCAAAUGGAAACAAACAAAGUCACAGAACAAGCACUUAGAGAUGCCCUCAAGAACGUCGCAGAUUCAAAGUAUUGGAGUCCUGGUCUUCCUCAGCAUCUUGUUAGUGGUUAUUGUUAUCUUUCUCGUCUGGAGGAGACAUUCAAGUAUCUGGAGAAAAAAGACAAGUUUCUUGAGUCUAUUAGCAGAAGAGACGUAGAGUCAGACGUAACUGAAGCUCUUAUGGAUGCGAUUCAAGAGGCAAUACGAAGAAGAGAAAAGUAUGGUGAUGAUGAAGAGGUUUUAAGUGCACUACACGAAGCAGCAACAGAGGCAAUUGCAGAUACAGAAAAACAAGUAGAAAGUAGUUUAAAAAGAGCAGAGAAAAAAGAGGCAGACAUCGCCCCCCCAUAUGACCCCAGCCUUCUUCCUCGGGUAGAGGUACUCCCAGAGCCUGAAGGGCCCGUCAUGACGCAAGAAGAAAGAGAAGAAGAUGUUCUUAGUGAAAACCCUGAAGCACUUGAUAUUAGAGAUCUUGGCGAUCUCACAGGUUUAACAUUACCAGACGUUAUGCAACUUAGACCGAAGAAAACGAAGAAACAAUGA
Eimeria acervulina is the source of this 2880-nucleotide messenger RNA. RefSeq lists its product as hypothetical. The coding region runs from base 1 to 2880 and encodes 959 amino acids. Lineage: Eukaryota; Apicomplexa; Conoidasida; Eucoccidiorida; Eimeriidae. The transcript has a single exon. The record is from RefSeq and is a predicted model, not a curated record.